Molecule: messenger RNA, 13543 nt
Organism: Alexandromys fortis (reed vole)
Lineage: Eukaryota; Metazoa; Chordata; Mammalia; Rodentia; Cricetidae
Gene: Actr5
Product: actin related protein 5
Exons: 9
Coding region: 221-2038 (605 amino acids)
Biological process (GO): regulation of DNA-templated transcription
Cellular component (GO): Ino80 complex; cytoplasm
Source: RefSeq, a predicted model, not a curated record
GGCCUUUGGGGACGACCUAGACCAGGCGUAAGGUUCCCGUCCUGGACCAACAGAGCUCACAGGCCCGCAGAAGGUUCUGGAUCGCCAAGAAGGACUCUGGUGCAAAAACAAGCUCCUUGAGUAAGGAGGAGGCUUCCAGACACUUAGGGGCCCCGGGAAUCAGACAGGGGCGGGGCUACGUGGCGCACGCGGCGUCGGGGCGGGGCUGGCGCUGGCCAAGAUGGAGACGAAUGUGUUCCGGUUUCGAGAUGCCCGCGCCGCUCCGGAUCCCGUGCUGGAGGCCGAGCCGGUGGCCUUCGGCUCGCAGCCGGUUCCGCUGGUGCUGGACAACGGAUCAUUCCAGGCUCGCGCCGGGUGGGCGUGCCCCGGGCCGGAUCCGGGCCCCGAGCCGCGCCUGCAGUUCCGCGCCGUGUGCGCGCGCGGCCGUGGCGGGGCGCGCGGCGGGCCGGGGCCGCAAGUGGGCAACGCGCUGGGCAGCUUGGAGCCGCUGCGUUGGAUGCUGCGCUCUCCUUUCGACCGCAACGUGCCGGUCAACCUGGAGCUGCAGGAACUGCUGCUUGACUACAGCUUCCAGCAUCUGGGCGUCUCCUCGCAGGGCUGCGUUGAUCAUCCCAUAGUUUUGACAGAGGCCGUGUGCAACCCGCUCUAUUCACGCCAAAUGAUGUCGGAGCUCCUAUUUGAGUGCUACAGGAUCCCCAAGGUUGCCUAUGGGAUAGACAGCCUCUUCAGCUUCUACCACAACAUGCCCAAGAAUGCUCUUUCCAACGGCCUCAUCAUUUCAUCCGGCUACCAGUGUACACACAUUUUACCUGUCUUGGAAGGAAGACUGGAUGCCAAAAACUGCAAGCGCAUCAAUCUCGGAGGAAGUCAGGCGGCCGGCUACCUGCAGCGGCUCCUCCAGCUGAAGUACCCGGGGCACCUGGCAGCCAUCACGCUCAGCCGCAUGGAGGAGAUCCUACAGGAGCAUAGCUACAUUGCUGAGGACUACGGGGCAGAAUUGCAGAAGUGGCGGUGUCCUGAUUACUAUGAGAACAAUGUCCACAAGAUGCAGCUCCCGUUCUCUAGCAAGCUCCUGGGCAGCACGCUGACGGCUGAGGAGAAGCAGGAGCGGCGGCAGCAGCAGCUGCGAUGGCUGCAAGAGCUCAAUGCCCGGCGUCGGGAGGAGAAGCUGCAGCAGGACCAGGAGCGGCUGGAGCGGCUGCUGUAUGUGCAGGAGCUCCUAGAGGAUGGCCAGAUGGACCAGUUCCACAAAGCUCUGAUAGAGCUGAACAUGGACUCCCCAGAAGAGCUGCAGUCCUACAUACAGAAGCUCACCUUGGUAGUGGAGCAGGCUAAGCAGAAAAUCCUUCAAGCAGAAGCCAGCCUCGAGGUGGACGUGGUGGACAGCAAGCCAGAGACCCCUGACCUGGAACAGCUGGAGCCCUCCCUGGAAGAUGUGGAGAGUAUCAAUGAUUUCGAGCCCUUGUUCUCAGAGGAGGCGCCCGAAGUGGAGAAGCCAGUCACCACGGUCCAGCCCGUGUUUAACUUGGCAGCGUAUCAUCAGCUCUUCGUUGGGACAGAAAGGAUUCGUGCUCCGGAGAUCAUUUUCCAGCCUUCUCUCAUAGGAGAAGAGCAGGCGGGGAUUGCAGAGACCCUUCAUUAUGUCCUGGACAGGUACCCGAAGGCUGUUCAGGAUACCCUGGUCCAGAACGUUUUCCUCACUGGUGGGAAUGUGAUGUAUCCAGGCAUGAAGGCCAGAAUAGAGAAGGAGCUGCUAGAGAUGAGGCCCUUCCAGUCCUCCUUCCAGGUUCAGCUUGCCUCGAACCCAGUGCUGGAUGCCUGGUAUGGUGCCCGAGACUGGGCCUUGGAUCACCUGGAAGACAGUGGAGCCUGGGUCACCAGGAAGGACUAUGAAGAAAAGGGGGGCGAGUACCUCAAGGAGCAUUGUGCCUCCAACACCUACGUUCCCAUUCGCCUGCCUAAACAGGCCUCACGUGCCUCAGAGACUUCUGGGAGGGGCUCGGGGGCCAGUGGAAGUGGAGCUGGUGAACAGGCCUAGCGGAGGGUCUCCAAGAUGGCUGUGUGCUUCACGCAGGACGUAGGCAGUAUCUGGGACAAGGACAGUGCCCGCUUCACUGCCUGAGUCCACCAGCUCUGUUUGGCCACUGACUGGAUUUCUCCUGGGAGCACAGCAGAGGACAGCAGGUGAUCUCCCUCAGUGAAGGACAGAGUGGCCUCUGGCAUGAGAACCGCAGGCAAGCUAUGGUACUGCUUUCCUCGGCAGUGUGGGAAGACGGCUGGAGGCUGGAAGUGGACGGGCACAAGGUGUUUCUCUCGGCACGUGAAAGCCUCUGUUUUCUAAAAAAACGCUCUGUAGUUAUUGGUGUAGUGUGUAUUCUUCUGCACGUGUGGCAGUUCUGUGACUGCCUAGAAUGUUCAAAAGAUGGUAUUGAAAUCGUGGAAGUGGUCAUCCUGAGUCUCAGGGUGGAAAGACCCCACCCACCCCCAUCCUCUGCCUGGUGCAUGUCCUGAAUGGACACACUCAAGAACUGAGCCUGGUAGCCCCAGCCAGAGCUGCUAAUGGCAGCGCAGAAUCAGAAUCCGGAUGUCUGGAUCCCAGGGAUUUUGAGCGCACUUAGGUGAUGUGCGCACCACACAACCUACUUACUGCCUCAUUUCGCUCUGAGUAAUCUAUCUCCAGUCUUCAGGGACUGAGAAACUGCAGGCCAGAAGGGACUGGGUGUGUGGGGGACCCUGGUGUCCGACCCAUGAGUUCCUAAGGCAUUUCCUAUUGAGUCAUCGGCUGAGCUUGGCAGGAUGGCAGGAGUCUGGACCAGCCUUCCCAGCACCAUCCAGGGCUAGAGAUGGGCUAAGCAGGGGCCAUCUCAGUCUUCUUCCUUCAGUCUGCAGUUCAGACAGCCUGAGCAGCAAGGUCACAAGGUGAAUGGUGAAGGGUUCUGGACAGAUGAACCUGGGACUUCACACUGUGAAACUCAGUAAGCUGGAUUGCUUGGGUUUUAGGUGUUGAUGAACAUGGGAGAAGAUUAGGAGCUGAGGGAAGGGAUGGGCUAAGGGGCUAAGCCAUGAGCUCUCUAGUUUUCUCCCCUGUGACACAUGCCAUGACCUUUUGGCCUCCAUAUGGCACUUAGGGAAUCCUACCUGGUACCAGAACAUGUAUACUAUGGGCUUUAAGCCCUAGCUGGUUCCCUUCUAAGCAGUGACAUUUCCCUGUGUCUCAUGCAGUUCAGAGGGUGCUAGGACCUUGGCCUUCAGAGCUUCAAAAGAAGAAGCAUCUUGUUCUGUCCCCUCUCCUGCUGAUAAUUUGUCACAGCAGGCAGCCAGGUGGGAAGUGGUUAAACAUACGAGGGGAUGUAACUUGCCCCUUCCCCCGACCCAGGAGACAUCGGCAAAGGUUCGCCAAGUAAGCCCGCGUGUCAGUGAGAGGAGGAGGAAGGGUCUUGUGGGUCUUGACUGUUCUAGGUACCCUGUACAAAUAAUGUAGAUCAUGUGGUGCUUAUCUUGUAAGUGGUCUGUUUGACCUAGCAUGAUGCCAUCAUGACCUCGGGUUUGUGAUAUCACAGGCGGCAAGGCAUCUUGAGCUGUCUGUAUUGUCUCACAUCUCCCUCCCUUCCUUUCCUUCUUUCUUUUUCUUUUUUUCUUGAGUGGUCUGGCAGUCAUUGGCUGGCUUAGAACUCACUAUGUAGACCUGGCUGACUGGCCUCGAGUUUGUAGCAAUCCUCCUGCCUCUGCUUCCAGAAUGCAGGAUUAUAGAUAGAUAUGUGGUGUCACCACACCCGACUGUACCGUGCUCUGUCAGUGUGCUGGGCAUGGAGGUCACCUCUGCUCAGCUGUUAGGAAUACUCAAGGCUGCUGGUGGGUGUUGGACUUCAAGUCUGAGGAAGCUGUUUGCAGAGCAGCUGUCUCUACAUCCCACCGGAAGGCCCAGGCUCUGGUUCUAUAUCCUCACCAAUUCUUAUUUCUUAGUCUUUUGUUUUUGUUUUUUAUGGAAAUCAAACUAGCGGUUUUGAUUUGUGUUUCCCUGCCGGUCGAUGGAGUUGACAUUUUUACUCUUGCCUGUUGGUCAUGUGGGUGUCUUUCGGGAUGUAGUUGAUCAGAGUGUUGGCAAAGACUUGCUUCCUGUUCUUGACAUCCUUUCCCAUGUUCUGGCCCCCAAAGUAGGGAGGUUACAGUAUUGAGCUACACUGGAAAGUUAGGAAUUACCCCUCAGUCAAUCCUAGCUCCCCUCAGUGUGGGGAUAGGCUAGUGAGCCAGCAGGUCCUCUGGUGCCACCUGGUGGCUUUCUGGGGGAGCUACAAUGGCACGGUUGCAAAAGUGUGGUGUAGGCUCUCUGAACUGAGGGCUGAUUUUGGAAAGGACCAGAUUUAUUUAAAAAGGCAUGGUGUACUCUGAACCUGAGAUGAUGCCUACUCGGACCCCAGAGACUCCCAGGGGAGCCUGCCACAUUCACCCCGCCUUGUCAUGUGUCAGGGUCUUGCUACAGCCCAGGCUGGCUUCAGACCCUGGAUCCUCCCCAUCCAACCUCAGUGCUGCGCGCGGGGGAGGGGGGGGGUCGGCGGCUGGCACCACCACCAUCUACAAUUUGGAAAAGUGCCAAGUUUGAAAGAGCUGCCCUAGGCACUGGGUGAGGAGAUGGGGAGCAGAGGUGCAUUCUGGGACAGGCAGUGUUUUGGCGCUGAGGCAGAAGAUUCUUCAAGGAGAAUUUCAAGUAGGCGUGAUGACCCAAGCCUGUAAUCCCACAAUUGGGGAAUGGAGGCCCAGGAAGGUAAGAGAUCAAGGACAGCCUCAGCUACAGGAGGGUUUAUCUAGGAGACUAGAAUACGAGGCCAUACAAGACCCUGUCAGGAGGAAAAAGUACAAACGUUUCUGCGGUCAAGCUGCUGCUUUUCUUCCGAAGGCUCAGUUCCCAGCCUGUCCCUUUUGCUCUCUACUUCCUGUGGGAUUCUUGUAUGUGGCUCCAGAAAGUAGAGCCUGCUGGCUGGCAAGGGAGAGCCUAGUGUGACAAAACCUUAAGUGGAGAUAGCUCGCAAUCAAACUUGGCCCUUAGCUCCAGGGUGAGCUCUUGUAUGGAAAGCUCUGCUUGUCAUCUGUUUUGAGUCUGUUUGAAAUGCUAUGUGGAAAAAACAAUUUAAGCCAUCCGGGUGUAUGUGUAAACCAUGUUCCGUUGUUGUCUUGUUUUUUAAAGUGUUUGGGGGCUGAGUUUGGCUCGUUAGAAUGCUUGCCUAGCAUGUGCAAAGCCCUGGGUUUGCACAAUAUAAAUGUGGUGUAGUUUCAUAAUCCCAGCACUUGGGAGGAGGAGGCAGGAGAGUCAUCCAUGAUACAUAGUGAGUUUGAGGCCAGCCUGAGACUCCAUCUCCAUAAAAGGAAAAGAGCCACUUAAAUUGUCACUGUGGCUUGGUUAUAUUCCACCCAGGUAAUAACUUCCCUGUGUGUGCCUCUGCUUUUAGAAAUGAAGCCCUGGGGUGUGUGUGUGUGGGGGUUGCUUAUUUGUUGUUUGUUUGGUUGGUUUUUUCAAGGUAGGAUUUCUCUUGUGUAACAGCUCUAGUUGCCCUGGUACUCGCCCUGUAAAUCAGGCUGUUCUUGAACUCAGAGAUCCGCCUGCCUCAGCCUUCCAAGUGCUGGGAUUAAAGCUGUAAGCCACCAUUGCCUGGCUGCAGCCAGCACUUUUAACAACAAAACCUUCUCCCCAGCUCCUUAGGUCUCCUUUUCUGUCUAGGUGUGGCGGCACGUGGCUGUGGUCACAGUACUCAGGAGACUGAAGGAUCUGUUCAUCAAAAGACUAGCCUGCUACACAGCAAGAUCCUGUCUUAAAAACCAUAGCAAAAGAAUCCGUGUUUUCGGGGGCCAGUUCAGUUCAUCUUGGGAAUGAAGCCCUUGCCCCAUAUAUGCAGGACUCAGCGUUCUGUCCCCAGCCUCGGAAAACAGGUGAAGCGACAUGUGCCUUGUGCAGUGGAGUUGGAAGUCAUGUGUUGUGACAAGCCAGCCCAAUCGGGGCACAAUCCAUAAAUCCGAAGGGAAGCCAGGCAGCCCAGUUAUGUAACUGUGGCUUACACAGAAGGUUUUAUUUUAAAUGGCUUUAAGUAGAUCACUUUAUUUUUAAGUGACUUUCACAGUUGUUGAGGAAAAAAAUAGUUGAAUGUGUAUCUUUAGUGGGAUGUGUUCUAAAACAGAAAGAAAUGGCAAAGGAAUCUUUUCAUAAUUAUGUUAAUAAUAGCACAAUAUGGUUAUUCUGAGGAUCAAUAUAUGUCUAUAUUCAAAUAAAUAUUCUAAUGUUAGGAGCCAAACAUUUCAGUGUGAUAGGAUGUAAAGAUGUAAAAUCAAAUGAAAGGAACUUUGGUUACUAUAAAUUAGAAUUGCAGAUCCCGAUAUGAGCACAUGAUAUCUCUUUUCUUCAAAAAUACUAGUAUCAGGCCGGCAGGAUGGCUCAGUGGGUAAAGUCACAUAUCUGCGAAACCAUACAGCCUGAGUUAGAGUCCUCAAACCCACAUCAAGGUGGAAUGAGAGCUCCAGACCUCCACACAUAAGCCGUGAUGAACACACAUGCAUGUACAUGAUGAUACAAUUUAAAAACAAAAGCGCUAGUGUCAACUAGAUAGUGCGGUGCAUGCUUGUAAAUUCCAGCACUUAGAAGGUGCACUCGGGAAGGUCACCCUAGGCUGCAUAACUGGUGCUAGGCCACCUUAGGGUGCAGCUCCCUAAGGCCUCUUUCGACUCACAGCCUUGCAGUUUUCAGUUCAUGUUCCACAGUAAAGCAGAACAUGGGGACAUGGGGAUGCUGGGAGGGAGGCAGAGAUGUCACCGGAUGCCCGGAUAGUGAAGACGGGAGAAGAGGGACUGUGGCUUCCCUACCCCCUUUAAGGAUGUGCUAUUAAUAGCCUUCCCAAUAGGCCCCACCUCUUCAAAGUUUUGACCACCUCCCAGUUACAUGACGCUGAGGAUCACGGCUUUUACAUAUCCUUUGGGGACAUCCAAUAUCCAAAUCAAAGCAUAGGUGCUUCUACAUCAUUUAAGAGUUUUCAUGUUGGGCUGGGUGUGUCUCAGUGGUAUCGAACCUGUUUAGAAUGUGUGCUCACUGUGUAUGUGUAAUGUGUACAUGUGUGUUUGUGUGCAUGUGGAGGCUAGAGGUUGCUAACUUACCUACUGAGGUAGAAUCACUCAUCGUGGGGCUCACCGACUUGGCUGGUCCAGUUAGCUGCUUGCUCUGGCAAUCCCCACCUUUGCCACCUGACCAUUGGAGUUGCAGCUGGGCCACCACCCCUGCCCAGCUGCUUAUGUGGGUGCUGGGGAUUCAGACUUGGGUCCUCAGGCUGUCAACAAGCACUCUGAGCCAUUCCCUCAGCCCAUGGUGGAUAAUUUUGAUUGUCAACUUGAUGGGAUUUAGGAUCACCAUGGAAACAGGUCUUGGGUUCAUGUCUACAACAGAUUAUCUGGAGUAGGUAAACGGAGGCAGGAAAUCCACCCCAAAUGUGGGUGGGGUCUUAGAGAGCAAACCAAACCCCAGUCUUCCUCACUCUGCUUUCUGACUGGACACAAUGUGACCAGCUGCCUCAGGCUCCCACCAUGACGGACUGUUUCCCCCUGGAACUGUAAGCCAAGAUGAAUUCUUCCUUAAGUUGCUUUUGUUGGAUAUUUUGUCCUCGGAGUGAGACAAGUAGCUAUUAUAGCAUGUGAGUCCCUGGAUUCCAUCCCCAGCAUUGCCAAGACGAUCCUGUCGCCUAUGCUCUGGCCUGCUCAUCCUUGUCUUUACAUGGGUUAAAGGGUCUAACUCUCUUCUUUAUCCCGUCUGCUUCUGUGUGGUGUUUCAUUGCCUGUGUGUAGCAUAAUUUACCUCUCCAGAUGGUGCUUGUCUUGGUGUGGGAUUGUGGUGGUGGUGGUGGUGGGGUGUCUUCUCAGAGGACUAGCCAGCUGGACCAACCAUCUACUGGGCAGCCUGUCUCCCCUGCCCUUCUGUAAGCCCCACGUGCGUUGUUUUCAAAGGAUUUCCGUAUCCGGGAACAUUUUCAGACUUUCUUGUCUGUUCCCCUCAUCUCUGUUUAAUUCUGAACUCAGCAAGAAAUUUCGUCAUGGUCACUUUACAUAUGUGGCGGCACAAGCCUGUAUCCUUAGGGCUCUGGAAGCUGAGGCAGGAGGAUCCAGAAUUCAAGGCCAGCCUGGGCUACACUGAGAAACCCUAUCUUAAACAGUAUUUUCCCCAGACCUUUGUAGGCAGAGUUGUUUUUUGGGACCACUGACUCCCAAGUAACCACAUAGAGACUUAUUAGUAAUUAUAAGGGGAUGCUCGACCAAUGGCUUGUUACUAACUCGCUCUGACAUUUUAAAUUAACCCUUAGUUCUUAUCUACGCUCCUACCUGUGGCAGGACCUUCUUUCAUCUUGCUCCUCUCCCUGUCUCCUUGUGACUCCUGAGACUCCUUCCUUGUCUUCCUCUACCUGACCAGCUAUUGGCCAGCCAUCUCUCUUAUUAGCCAAUGAGUGUAAUCCAUAUUUACAGUAUACAAAGAUUGUUCCACAACACACCUUUCUGUAUCUUUCCCUAAUUAUUCUUCCUUCCUCUUCCUCUUUUCCCCUAUUCCUUCUUCUCUGUCCUCAGUACUGUUUUUAGUUUUCUUCUACAAUUACUUUAUUUGUGUGUAGACAUGUUUGUGUAUGCAUACACCUAUGUAUAUGUGCAUGUGGAGACCAGAGAUUGAUAUUAGAUGUCGUCUUGAUUAUUCUCUACCUUUGUGUGUGUGUGUGUGUAUGUGUGUGUGUGUUUACACCUCCAGUGUGCAGGUGUGUAUACAGUUGUAUUUCCCUGUGAAGACAGGUGUGGAGGCCAGAGGCUGACAUUGUGAUCAUCUCCCUCAACUGAUUUUCUACCUUGUGUUUGGGAUAGGGGCUCUCAGUGAACUUGGGGCCAGCAGAUUGUCUAGACCGGCUGGCCAACAGGCUUCGGGGAUCUGCUCAUCUUUAUGUCCCUAGUGCUGUGAUGACAGGUGUAUGCCACCAUGCCUGGCUGUUUCCAUGGGUGCUGAGGACCCCGACAAGGGCUCCUUGCCUGUGCAGCAAGCACUUUGCUGACUGAGCCAUCAUCCCACUUCCUUAUUUAGUUUUUAUUAUUGGCUUUCUCUCUGGGGUGUUUUUUGGAAAUAAUUUGUCAGGUUCCAAAAUAAUCCUGUGAGCAUACUUAUUUGCAUGUUAUUAUAGAUUCAGAGAGAAGGCAGCAUCUUUCCUCCAUUGACUCUUCUGUCCCUCGGCAGAAUGUGUCAGUUCUCCGCAGCCAGGCCUUCGUCUCACACAGCAUAUCUUAGAGGGAUUGCUUACAAGGUCCCCGCACAGGUCUCCCGAAGCCUCUCACUCUUUUUAGCACUUGGACUGUAUCCCGUCAUGCUUCACUUCAAUCACUCCACCUUUGGCUGGCAUUUGAAUAAAUGUUUCCAGAUUUACUCCAUUAUAAAUAGUGCUGCAAGAAAAUAUCCCGGCACAGAUAUGCAUGCGGGUGUGUGAUCGGGAAUGGUGUUACUACAAAUGGAAUUGCUAGGUCGACAAUUUGAAUAAUAAAGCCAGGUAUGGUGGUGUCUGCAUGCAAUCCCAGCAUUGCAAAGGCUGAGGCUGAUGGGUCACAGCUUUGAGGCCAGCCUGGGGUGGAUAAUGACAUCCUGUUUCAAAGAAAGGAAGGAAAGAAGGAAGCAAGCAAACAAGCGGGGGUAGGGGGUGGGUACUUGUCAUUCUCAACACUUAGGAGGCUGAGGCAGGAGGAUUAGGAGGUUGGGGCUAGCCUGGGAUACAGAGUGAGUUCUAGACCAGUCUGGGCUCUCUAGAAAGACCUAUCUCCUUGCCCUCCAGCAAACAAACAAGCAAACAAACCCACAAAACCCCAGAUCAAGUAAAGAUAAAGGCUGUGCUAAUAUAAAGAAAUCAGCAGAUUGAAGAACAGUGUGCUACCAUGCAAACAUCAAAGCGAAGCUGAGGGUAAACUCAGGGAUCACAUUGGCACAAGCUAAUGUGGGUCCUAGGCUUGGUAUUGAGGAGGGGAUCACAGCAAGAAAGGAAAUGACCAUAACCAUGUUCUUCUUACGCUGGUCUCAAUUGGGCAUCACUGCUUGUCUGUCCCCUGGCUAGAGGCCACAAGUGACCAUGCUGCCACCGUGACUCUGUGGGGUUUUAGCUCCACAUCUUUCUCCACCGCUGUGAAUACCCGACUGAAGCAAUUACUUAUAUUUGGGAGUCAGUUAUCAAGGUGAAAACCUGAUUGAUCAGAGAAGCAACCAGUGACCUGUGUCUCUCCUUCCUCCAUCCAAACGGGCCCGUGAAUCUUUCUACGCUCUUCCUACAACUUCCAUGUCUCUCUAUCCCGGGUCCUUCAAAACCUUUCUUGCUAAUUCUGGUCAGCUAGUAGCUAGCUCCACCCUCUGAUUCAAGGUAAACUCUACUGGCAGUCUUGGGAGUGUCAGAGUGUGAUCAGAGUAUCCCACAGCCCCGCAAACACCUGCACUGCACACAGCCAGGCCAGGGUAUGGAAGCCCCUGAGGGCCGUGGCUGUCUACAGGGAACACAAUGAUCAGAGAGCUCCAAUGAUCUUGCUGGGCGGCUCUGGAUCCAGCCAUACCAGAAAGGGUUUCUAAGCAGAAUUCUUUGGGACCUGAGCCACAAACAAGUGUGGUUGUCAGGCCCCAGGAGACAAGAGAACUGGCAGGAAAUUGGCCUCUCACGUACUGACGACUUGAAUGCUUUUCUAGCGAACUCCAGUGGCAGCGGGGAGUCAGCUCUGGAAGCUUCGAUGAAGGCACCUGAGCCAUGGGCGACAAUGAGAGGCCAGUUAUUGCUGCAGAACAAACCACCCUUGUGCAGAACAAAUCACCGCCUUAAAGGAGGUGAUAGGGCAGUCGUGUUCCAGAUUACAGAGCUGUCUUGGCUCCAUAUUGUAACAGAGCCAGCGUGGGUGUGCUACCAUUGGACGCUGCUGCUUUGUUUUCAGUUUAUCUCCUCCCAGAAGCCCAGUGGCCUUUAGAGGAGCACAUGGUUAGUUCCCAGCAGGCACUAACUAGACAGCCUUCCAAGAAGUGCCGAAGCCCGGAUGUCCAGAGGACGAGGGAAGAAUGGUUAGCUGCAGGCUUCUCUCCGUAGAAUCUGCCGGCUGGGAGGUGAGUUGGAAGACUGUUUUUAGUCUGCCGUCUUCUCAGAUGGUGGGCUCUGAGUGAAGUGUGGUUUUGAAGAUUGACCUCGGCAUCUGCGAGUGACAAGUGACCUUGAGCUCCCACGUUCUGGUUACCUAAGGACUGUUGCCUUUGCUCAGUGUCCCACGGGUCUGCUGGGUCCCACUGGGAGGGUCACUAGUCUUGUCAGAGUCUCUGCAGCAUCUACAGCCAUAGGGACCUGACUGGGGCAGGUGGUCCAGGUGACCGCACUCAUGUCUGGAGUCUUGGCUAGGGUUCCUGGGACAAAGGGAUUAACUGGGUCCUUCUCAGCAGACUCUCUUCUCCCUGUAAAGCUCUGACUGGUCUCAUAUUUGUUAUAUAGAUCAGGCUGGCUCUGGACCCAUGGCUACCUGGUGUUCUUGCCUCCCUAGUGCUGAUACUGCAGGCAUGCACUCACCAUGUCCUGGUUUGUUUUUUGUCAUUUAGUUUACUCUAGCUGGGCAUGGUGACACACACCUUUAAUCCCAGCACUCACAAAGCAGAGGCAGAUGGAUCUCUGUGAGUUUGAGGCCAGCCUGGUGUACGUAGUGAGCUCCCAGCUAGCCAGGGCUACUUAGUGAGACCCUGUCUCAAAAAAAAAAAAAAAAAAAAAAAAAAAAACUACUCUAGGCUUUUAUUUUUUAAAUUUACUGUGUGUGUGUGUGUGUGUGUGUGUACACAUACAUGCCAUGGAAUAUGUGUGUAAGUCAGAGGACAACUUUCAGGAAUCAAUUCUCCUUUCAUUAUGUGGAAUCCAGGAUUCAACUCAAGUUGUCAGUCUUGACAACAAGAGUCUUUACUUACUGAACCAAUGUAUGAGCCCUGUACACAGUGUAUGUAUGUGUGUGUGUGUGUGUUAUUGGUGGUGGUGUAUCCAUGCAGAUGCACAUGUUGGCCAGAGGUCAACCUCAGGUGUCUCUCUUAGCCAAUCCCCUACCUUAGUUUUUGAGACAGGGUCUCUCCCUGACCCUCAAGUGCACCAGUUUAGCUGGCUUGGCUGACCAGUGAUCCUCAGGGAUCCUCUUGUCUGGUCCUUCCCAUUGCUGGAGUGACAUGUUCCUCUUUUGUAGGUGCUGGGCACCCACACCCAGGUACUCAUUCUUGCUUGGCUAUCACUUUACUCCACUGAGCCAUUCCCCUAGCCUCUCUGCUCUGGCUUUCUGCACAAGGCGGUACUACUCCAAGAAAGCCAGGCCCAAUGUGAGUGCCUUUUAACCCUGUCUGAAUCCCAUUUGCUGACAUGGGCCAAAGCAAGUCCCAUGGAUGAGCCCUAAGUUAGUGUAUGUGUGUGUGGGGGAGGGUGUAGGGAAGCUCAGCUCUCUGGAUAUUGUGGUGAUGUGGUGUGAAGAACAAGGCCUGGCCUGUUCAUAACAGUUCACAACUAUUCACAACUGUCUACAACUGUCUGUAGCUGCAUUUCAGGGGAUCCGAAGCCUUCUUCUGGCCUCCACAGGCACCAGGCAUGCACAUGGCACACAUACAUACAUGUAGACAAGCACUCAUACCCAUAAAAUGAAACUGAAUAUUUUUAAAGAUCAUAUAAUUGGUGGAACAAAUAAAGAACCUAUGAGAUGUUGGCCUAUGGCCUACACACACACACACUCACUACCAUACAUACGCACAUAGUCACAUACGCACAUAUGCUCACACAUAUACUCACACACACUUAUUCACACACAUACACGCAAGAACACACACACUGUUUAUAAGCCCCAGACUUGGGGAUGGAGGGAGCCUCUUUAGGCAGAUUAAACCCAAACAUGUGGGGCUGGAUCCAGUGCAGACUGAGGUACUGAAGCCGAGGCUUUGAUGAGAGGACUGAUCAGAGGAAGGGCAGCACAGAGCUUGAACAUAGAGAUGCCAUAGUGCGUGUGCACAGAGGAAAGGUCACAUGAGGACAUGCCAUGGCACGUGUGCACAGUGGGAAGGUCUUGUGAAGACAUGUCAUGGCACAUGUGCCCAGAGGGAAGGUCAUGUGAGGACAUGUUAUGGCAUGUGUGCACAGAGGGAAGGUCAUGUGAGGACAUGCCAUGGCACGUGUGCGCAGAGGGAAGGUCAUGUGAGGACAUGCCAUGGCACGUGUGCGCAGAGGGAAGGUCAUGUGAGGACGUGCCAAGGAGGUGCCAUCUGCAAGCCCAGGAGAGAGGCCUCAGGAGAAAGUGGGCUCGAGGCUUGCUACAGUGAACUUGGAUUUCUAACAUCCAGAACCAGAAGAAUCAGCCUGCCUGUGAUAGUCAAGACAGUCGUGCCAACCUUAUCGAGUGACGUGGUGACCCAGAGGGGCGCUGUGCUUUCUCCCAUGGGAGCCCAUGCUUUUAUGUUUGUUGGUUUAUUAUUAUUAUUGCAUGUUUAUCAUAUUAUUUAUUUAUAUAAUAAAUUUAUUAUACUUUA